Punica granatum (pomegranate) is the source of this 1598-nucleotide messenger RNA. NCBI's taxonomy places the organism in Eukaryota, Viridiplantae, Streptophyta, Magnoliopsida, Myrtales, Lythraceae. The record is from RefSeq and is a predicted model, not a curated record.
AAGCCAAAACCCAAACCUCACAACUAUCUUCUUCCUCCUCUCUCUCUCUCUCUCUCUCUCUCUAACAUUCCUUUUUAUUCUGUUUCACUGUCUCCAACACCAACCAACCAACUACACGACCGGAAAAUGGUUUCAACCCCGGCGACCGAUUCCACCCCGGACCUCAACGUCGACAACCUCCGGGCCGUCCGGGUCCUCGGCCGGGGCGCCAUGGGCACCGUCUUCCUCGUCCACGACUCCUCUACCGACCCCUCCGGCUCCUCGCCCUUCGCCCUCAAGGUCCUCGACAAGUCCUCCGCCCUCAACAAGCCCGACGCCGACCGCCGCGCCCGCUGGGAGAUCUCCGUCCUCUCCCGCCUCUCCCCCGCCAACCACCCCCACCCCCACCGCCACCCUUUCCUCCCCCACCUCAUCGGGUCCUUCGAGACGGACGACCUCCUCGGGUGGGCCAUCCCCUACUGCCCCGGCGGCGACCUCAACGCCCUCCGCUACCACCAGACCGACCGCGUCUUCUCCCCCGCCGUCAUUAAGUUCUACCUCGCCGAGAUCGUCUGCGCCCUCGAGCACCUCCACGCCGACGGCAUCGCCUACCGCGACCUCAAGCCCGAGAACGUCCUCAUCCAGCAGUCCGGCCACGUCACCCUCACUGACUUCGACCUCUCCCGCCACUUCAACCUGAAGAAGGUGAGGUCGAUCCUCCUCCAAGCCCAUGACCCGAUACUCGAGCCGGAAUUGCCGACGAAGAAGCACCGGAAGAGCCUCACCCGCUUCAUCGCCGCCGCCGGAGACCCCAAGGUGCUCAACCUGAAGAAGGCGAAGUCGGCCCGGGUCAGCCCCGUGAGCCGGCGCCGCCCGAGCUUCGAUGACGGCGAGCGCUCCAACUCAUUCGUCGGGACCGAGGAGUACGUGGCGCCGGAGAUCGUCCGCGGGGACGGCCACGAGUUCGCCGUUGACUGGUGGGCACUCGGGGUCCUCGCCUACGAGAUGCUGUACGGCACGACCCCAUUCAAGGGGAAAAACCGGAAGGAAACGUUUCGAAACGUGCUCAUAAAACCCCCCGAGUUCAUCGGGAAACGGACGCCACUGACGGACCUCAUCGGACGGUUGCUUGACAAGGACCCUUACCGACGGCUGGGAUACCUCCGCGGCGCCGCCGAGAUCAAGGGGCACCCGUUCUUCAAUGGGGUCAAGUGGGACCUACUCACGGAAGUCGUACGGCCCCCGUUCAUCCCUUCACGGGAGGACGACGGCGUCGAGAAGUUAACGGCAGGCGGCGUCGACGUCAGGGAGUACUUCCAUCGACAGAGGCAGCCCCCGUCAAUGCCGCCGUCGCCGCUGCCAUCACCGUCGAGGAGAUUGCACCGGAGCCUGUCACUAACGGAGUUCUAAGCACACGUGGGGGUGCUGGCACGUGGGAGACUUAAAUUAAUUUACCCUUUCUCUCCCCGAACACUCUCUCUCAGUGUAAUGUAACUCCCUGUACAUAAAAUAAUUAUAGAACGUGAUAAAGUUAUGAAAAAGUUUAGGGGUUAAAAGUGAAAAAGAAACAUUUGUUCGUGCAGUCAUCAUGCAAAGUUUCUUUCCUUCUCUCUCUCUCU